Messenger RNA from Xiphias gladius (swordfish), 625 nucleotides. RefSeq names its product hemoglobin subunit alpha-A-like. The coding region runs from base 74 to 505 and encodes 143 amino acids. Gene Ontology annotation, cellular component: hemoglobin complex; blood microparticle; haptoglobin-hemoglobin complex. Gene Ontology annotation, molecular function: heme binding; organic acid binding; peroxidase activity. The transcript has 3 exons. Gene Ontology annotation, biological process: hydrogen peroxide catabolic process; oxygen transport. The record is from RefSeq and is a predicted model, not a curated record. Lineage: Eukaryota; Metazoa; Chordata; Actinopteri; Istiophoriformes; Xiphiidae.
CAAAUCAACUUCACCAGCAUUUUCAUAUCAGAAAAUUUUCUCUCAGUUCAGGGAACUUGAAGAAAAGGCAGACAUGAGUCUCUCUGGAAAAGACAAGGCCGUGAUUAAGUCCUUCUGGGACAAAAUCGCAACGAAGUCGGACGAGAUCGGAGGCCAAGCUCUGGGCAGGAUGCUGAAUGUAUACCCGCAGACCAAGACCUACUUUUCGCACUGGGCGGAUCUUUCUCCCGAAUCCUCAAAUGUGAAAAAGCAUGGUGGAACCAUCAUGGCGGCUAUAGGAGAGGCCGUGGGAAAGAUCGAUGACCUUACGUCCGCCUUCUCCUCCCUCAGCGAGCUGCAUGCCUUCAAGCUCAGAGUGGAUCCUGCCAACUUCAGGACCCUGGCCCACAACAUCAUCUUGGUUACGGCCAUGUACUUCCCCUCAGAGUUCACUCCAGAGAUCCAUGUCUCCCUUGACAAGUUCCUGCAGGCCGUGGCUCUGGCUCUGUCCGAGAAAUAUCGCUAAAGACCCCCCAGCGAUCCAGGAGCAUUGACUGCAUACAUGCGGCAUAUCAUCCACAACAAUGCCAAUAUGUCUUUUAAAACGGAGUGUCUUGGUGAAUAAAUCGAAUAACUGGGAAAUGUC